ACUGGAAAUGAAAGAACUAAACAAAUUUUAAUGAGAAUAGAAAAUAUAAUUUUAAAUAUUGUCAACAAUUUAUACAAUAAUAAUAAACUCGUAAUUAAUUUAAUUAAACCUUCAAAUUGCUCUAGUUGUGUGUAUAAUAGUGAAAAACAUAUUAUGAUUAAGACUUUACAAUUUCAUAGCAAGCGAAGUCGAAUUAAUUAUACAAUUAUCAUUUAUCUUUUGUCAAAAAUUUAUAAAAAUUUAAUGACCAAAAAAUCAUGUACAACAAGAGAACUAUACUAUGGAGAUACAAUUCUAUUCAAACAUAGCAAUACUGUAAGGAAGGCACUUAUAGAUAUAUGUUGUUUAUUAGGUGCAAAAUCUUGGGAACUGGGUAUUACAUUAUCUUCUAGUGGUUUAGUAGCAGGAGAUCUAAUGAUUUAUAUGUCUAAUGGAAAAUUUCUUGAUUGUUCUUGUACUACAGAAGGUAUACAAAUACCUCAGGAUGUUUUAGAAAUAGAAAAUUUAGAAUCAAAUGCAAAAUAUAUUCUAAUAAUUGAAAAAAAUGCAUCAUUUCAAAAAAUUAUCAAUGAAGGAUUAUUAAAUAAAAAAAAAUGUACAUUUGUCAUAAUUACUGGUAAAGGAUUUCCUGAUAUCAAUACCAGGUUGUUUGUGAAACAAUUGUCUUGCAAAUUAAAUAUUCCAAUAUUAGCUUUGGUUGAUGCAAAUCCUUUUGGUAUAGAAAUAAUGUGUGUUUACAGAUUUGGCUCCAGUUCAAUGAUUCAUCAAAAUGAAAUGCUAUGCGUGCCAUCAAUAAAAUGGCUAGGAGUUUAUCCAACAGACAUAGUAUCAUUAAAUUUACCAAGUAUUACUUUAACUAAUCUGGAUCAAGAUAGAUUGAAAUCACUUUUAAAAAGACCGUAUAUAAAUUCCAAUCAUAAGCUUUUGGAACAGGUAUUAAUGUUAUGUGAUUUAAACAGAAAAUCAGAAAUUGAGUCAUUGACAACAUUCACUCAAACAUACCUAACUAAAGUGUAUAUUAAAAAAAAAAUUCUUACUCAAGAAUUUAUAUAG
This is a messenger RNA of Melanaphis sacchari, 1053 nucleotides long. It is a transcript of the gene mei-W68, whose product is annotated as meiotic recombination protein SPO11. The coding region runs from base 31 to 1053 and encodes 340 amino acids. The transcript is spliced from 7 exons. NCBI's taxonomy places the organism in Eukaryota, Metazoa, Arthropoda, Insecta, Hemiptera, Aphididae. The record is from RefSeq and is a predicted model, not a curated record. Gene Ontology annotation, biological process: meiotic DNA double-strand break formation; meiotic DNA double-strand break processing; reciprocal meiotic recombination. Gene Ontology annotation, cellular component: nuclear chromosome. Gene Ontology annotation, molecular function: ATP binding; DNA topoisomerase type II (double strand cut, ATP-hydrolyzing) activity; DNA binding.